This is a messenger RNA of Sus scrofa (pig), 5059 nucleotides long. RefSeq names its product erythroblast membrane associated protein (gene ERMAP). Gene Ontology annotation, molecular function: signaling receptor binding. The record is from RefSeq and is a predicted model, not a curated record. Gene Ontology annotation, cellular component: external side of plasma membrane. Gene Ontology annotation, biological process: regulation of cytokine production; T cell receptor signaling pathway. NCBI's taxonomy places the organism in Eukaryota, Metazoa, Chordata, Mammalia, Artiodactyla, Suidae.
AUCCUGUCUUGCAUGGCCUCGCUCAUGAUUCUCUUCAUGAUGGACCAGAGCUACUACCCACACGACGAGGUCCUGGAGUCUGAAAACUGGAAAAAAAUGGUCUACCUGGGAGGCCCACCUCCAGAGCCCUUCCUGACACCCCGGCCUGAUGCCUGAACGGGCAGAGGGAUGUUCUCAGCCUGGAGACUCCAGCUCGGCGGAGGAACAAAGGGCUCCCAAUUCCACUGCUGUUCCGAUGAAGAUGGCCAGUUCCUCUGGCUCCUGGCUCUCCGGGUGCCUCGUCACACUCAUCUCCCUCCAGCUGCCCUCGCAGGCGUCAGACCGCCUAGUGCCUUUUUCCGUCCAUCCGCACCUCGCAGGGGAUGCCGGCCAGUCCCGCCUGGCCCCGCUGGGGGGCACCGCCGAGCUGCUCUGCCCUCUCGUGCUCUGGCCGGCCACCGUGCCCGUGGAGGUGAGGUGGCUGCGGUCCUCCGCGCCUGGGCACCCCCAGCGCGUUCACCUGUUCCGGGAAGGGAAAGACCUGGAGGAAGGCGUGAUGCCGGAAUAUAAGGGGAGGACAGCGCUGCUGAGAGACGCCCGAGACGGAAGUGUCACCCUGGAAAUCCGCGACGUCAGGCUGGAGGACCGAGGGCAGUACAAGUGUCAGGUCCAGAUCGGAAACCUGAGUCGAGAGGGCGUCGUGACGCUGCAGGUUGCAGUUCUAGGCUCCGAGCCUUACAUCCACGUGCAGAGCUAUGAUGCUGGAUGGAUCCAGCUGGUGUGCAAGUCGGCAGGAUGGUUCCCGAAGCCUUGGGCCCAGUGGAGAGACCCUCAGGGCAAGGUGUUUCCAUCGCUGUGGGAGACCCAUUCCCUGGAUGAAGCUGGCCUCUUCCGAACAGCAGUGUCCAACAGAGUCAGAGACAGCACCCUGGGGAAUGUGUCCUGCACCAUCCAGAACGUGGCCCUCGGCCAAGAGAGGACCACAGCUAUGGUCAUAGCAGCCCCAUCCCCAGGGAGUUUCUCCUCAUCGGAAGUGGCUCUUGCUGUCAUCCUACCUCUCCUGGGGAUUCUCAUCGUUUUGGGCGUUUACUUCAUCUGGAAGCAAAGAAGGUCCAGAGAUAGUCUUCUGUUUGAACAGGCAGUGGAGGUAGAAAAUCUUCUCUCAGACCAUGCCAAAGAAAAAGGAAGACUCCGUAAAGCCCUCAAGAAACUCCGGAGUGAAUUGAAGUUAAAAAGAGCUGCCGCAGACUCAGGCUGGAGAAGUGCCCGGCUACACUUUGUGGCGGUGACCCUGGACCCAGACACGGCGCACCCCAAACUCAUCUUGUCUGGGGACCGGAGAUGCGUGAAGCUUGGAGACACGAGGCAGCCCGUGCUUGACAACCCGCAGAGGUUUGACUUCGUGGUCAGCAUCCUGGGCUCCGAGCACUUCACGGCUGGCUGUCACUACUGGGAGGUGUCCGUGGCAGACAAGUCCAAAUGGGCCCUGGGGGUGUGCAGUGAGUCCGUGAACAGGAAGGGGAAGGUCACCGCCUCGCCCGCCAACGGACACUGGCUCCUGCGGCAGAAUCGCCAGGGUGAAUACGAGGCGCUCACAUCCCCGCCGACCUCCUUCCGCCUGAAGGAGCCCCCGCGCUGUGUGGGCGUCUUCCUGGACUAUGAGGCCGGAGUGAUCUCCUUCUACAACGUGACGGGCCGAUCCCACAUCUUCACGUUCACCCACAGUUUCUUCGGCCCCCUUCGCCCCUUCUUUGAGCCCUGCCUUCACGAUGGAGGGAAAAACAUCGCCCCUCUAGUCAUCUGUUCUGAACUCCAGAAACUGGAGGAACCAACUGUCCCCAAGCCAGAAGAAAGAGGCCGUGCCAAUGGAGACGUGGCGCUGGUGGUGGCCCCCUCCCUGCUCCCCGCUCAGGCCCCCGAGCUCGGCCCCCUCAGGGAUGUGGUCCUGGCCUGGCCCUCUGACGUCACCCCAGCCCUUCAGGGGCUCAGCGUUCCUUCUUUUUAGGGAGGCGCCUCUUCACCUGCUCCUCGGACCCUCCAGCCCGGGGCCCAGGGCUUCAGCCUCCUGGCCCAGCACCUGACUUCCGGGCCAUCUCUUCUCCUUUCCCCCAACCCAGGUCCCUUCGUGGUUUCUUCCUCCCACCUUUCUCCCAGGGCUCCCGUCUAAACCCUGUCUUCCUGCUGGGAACGCAACGUUCGCUCGCCUUGUCCUGGGAGAAUUCCUAAAAUCUAAUGAACGACCGGAUUAGGGUUAGGUGGCAGUGUUGGAUGCGUGACACUGAGACACAGGGGCUCUCCACUUAGGCUGCUAGUCAUCAAGUUAUGAUGCCCUGUCUUGACGGCUUAGGUAUCCCGACAAGAAUUGCUUUUCUCCUUCUCUCAGGUCAGGCCUCUGGUCCCCAAAGCCAGCUUUUUCAAGGUAAACCUGUCUGGAUUACACAGCCUUCUUUCUUCUGGAACACGGGGCCGGGACCAGAGAGAUUUUGUGAAAAGCCACCCUUUUCUGUUUCCUCAAAGUGUCUACGGCAUCGUUUGGUGACAUCCAGAGCUAAUGGACAUGUUUUCAAAGCUAACGUGGUGAUAACCAGGUCUGGGAACUUUAAACGUGAUGGCUGUAAUCCUGAGAAACCCCCGGAAUGCAGUCGGGAAGCUGGGAAACACGGCUUCAGACGGAGCGAGCGGCCCAGCUGUGUGCGUGCCCUUGAAAAGGCGGCCGUGGGUGAGGGAUUCUGUGGCACUAGCCCCUUUGAACCCUCUUUGGGAUUCAGAGAGGCCCACUAGAAAAAGGGGCAGUUUUCACUAUCAACAUAGAAGUUUUUUUCCCAUUAAGACCAUUCUAUUGGAAGACCUGACUAUUUGUGUAGCAAACAGCCUCUUAGGUGAGAGUACUGAUUUCAAAUAGGAAGUUGGUAGCCCAGGGGUGAGCAUAAACUAAUGAAUCUGCUUUUUGGGUGGGGACUGCAGAAAGAGGCCUAGUCACACUGCAUGUGGAUCUGACCUCUUUGUGAAGAUACUGGCUAGGCUGUGCCUUUGUGGAUGGGCACACAGUUCUGCCCAACAGAAAAUGGGUCUGUCUGUCAAAGGUUCUCCCUGUUGGUGCUGUAUUAGGGGUCUCUAGAGAAACAGAGUAUGUAUAGCUACACAUGGCCAGAAGACUAUGUAUAGUUGUUAUGAGGAAUUGGCUCACACAAUUAUGGAGGCUGGCAGGUCCCAAGAUCUAGAGGGUUAGCCAGCAAGUUGGAGGCCCAGGUGAGCCAGUGGUUUAGCUCCCAUCCAAGUCUGAAGGCCCAAGACCCACGAGACCUCAUGGUAUAAUUCCGAUUUGAAGGCUGAGAGGCUUGCGACCUAGGCAAAACCAAUAUUGCUGUUUGAGUUUGAAAGUAGGAAAAAGGUUGAUGGUUCACUCAGUCUGAAGGCUGUUAGGCAGGAGGAAUUUUCUCUUACUUGGAGGAGUGGUCAGCCUUUUGGUUCCAUUCAGGCCUUCAACUGAUUGGAUCAGGUCUACCCACAUUAGAGAGAGCAAUCUACUGUCCCCUGGCUACCUACCAAUUUGGAUGUCAAUCUCAUCCAAAAACCCUUACAGAAUUGCUCAGACUGAUGUUUGACCAGAUGUCUGGGCACCCCACAGCCCAGUCAAGGUGACACAUAUAAUUAACUAUCACAGCACCCAAGUGGAAUUUGUCGUUUGCUUUUGUGCAGUCCUUAAAUAAAAGUUUGGUAUUCAUCCUGUUAUUUUCACUGUGAAUCCGAAGUUGUGGGGAAAGGCUUUGGGCUAGCAGGAGGAAAGCAUGUGAUAGGAUUGGUUUUUGGGCAGCCUUGAUUCCACUCAGGUAAGUUUUACCCGCAGUUAAACAUAAAGCCACAGUUUGCUUCUGAGUCUCUGCCUUCUUAGGAUUUCAUUUAUAUCAGUUUAUAAAAUAGUUGCAAAUAUGGGUCCUUUAUAUUUCCCUCAUCCAUAUUCAGUUUCAAACAUACUUUCGUGAGCAUCCCAAUCUUAAAAUUGAUUCACAUUGUUCACACUGGCUGCACCCAAGAAAACUUAACAGCAGGAAAGAGAACUGACAUUUGUGGAGGCAGAAGCUUUACAUAUAUUAACUUAUUUAAUCUCUACAAAAAUAAUUCUGCCAGCAAUUUUAUAGGGGAAGGAAAUAAUGCUCUAAAGGGUUAUGUAGUAGAACUGGGAUGAUAAAUCUAGUGUUUCUAGCUCUGAAGAUGAUACUCCUCUUUUUGCACUGAACUACUCUGAAGAUAUGAAAGACCUGUAGAAUUUUAGCCUACAUAUUCAAUUAGACUUUUUUUUUUAAAGUUAAACCCGGAAAAAAAAAAAAAAAAACCCUAAUCCUGGAUAUGCCUUAGUGGUCUUCUUGUGUCUGGAUUGAGGAAUGAACAGUCAGGUUUAAUUUCAAAGCACCCAGAAAAAUCCCUCUGCAGGGGCUUUGGAAAACUGAAGGUAGUUUCUUGGGCAGGAAACCUUUAGCUUCUCUGACAAAUGGACUGGAUUGGUUGAUCUUUAAACCCUCUUCAGGGAAGACACAAAUUAGGAGUAUGGGAUUAACAAAUACAAACUGCUAUACAUAAAACAAAAACCCAACAAGUAUUUACUGUAUAGCACAGGGAAUCAUACAAAGUAUUUUGUAAUAACCUAUAAUUUUGUAUAAUCUGUAAACAACAACCCCAAAUCACUAUGCUGUACUCCCACGAAAGUAACAAACUAUUACAAAUAAACUAUACUUGAUAUUGUUUAUAGUCAAUACAAACAAACAAACCAAUAAAUAGACCCCUUUCCGGUUCCACCAUCCUUUGACUUUAAAUUAUGAACCUCAAGUGACGUGCAGAACUCUGGUUUCAUGCGAUGUCAUCAAGGGUCAGAGUAAAGAAAUUCUGAGUUCAUGACCCCUUGGAGGUCAUGAAGGUUAGGUCGACAUAUUCUACAACUUCCCAGACCGGUGGCCCUGCAAGCUGGGCUUUUAACGCUGGAGCGCAGAAGGAAAUCCCAAGACCUUAAAGGGAACCCAGUUUCCAUCACUAAAUUCUAAACUUUACGAAUUUCUUCUCCACGGCCAAAAUCUUCGCAGAACUA